Molecule: messenger RNA, 902 nt
Organism: Telopea speciosissima
Lineage: Eukaryota; Viridiplantae; Streptophyta; Magnoliopsida; Proteales; Proteaceae
Product: K(+) efflux antiporter 5-like
Exons: 5
Coding region: 124-540 (138 amino acids)
Biological process (GO): proton transmembrane transport; potassium ion transmembrane transport
Cellular component (GO): membrane
Molecular function (GO): potassium:proton antiporter activity
Source: RefSeq, a predicted model, not a curated record
ACUUUAUAUGUCAUGUACCCUGGUGCAAAUUAUAUCUGAAAUACCUGUAUAGAAAUAUGAAGCUCAUAUUUCCCUUAAAAUAAAUGCCUGGUUUGACAAAGUUUCUGUAUAUCUGGUGCAGCCAUGUGGUGCAAAAUUAUCAAAGGGUGUAUUGGCUCCUUCUUAUCAAUGUCAUCAACUGCAGUUGUCAUAAAGUUUCUGGUGGAGAGGAAUGGCAACAAUGCUCUUCAUGGUCAAGUCACAAUUGGAACUCUUAUUUUUCAGGAUUGUUCUGUUGGCGUACUGUUUGCUCUUCUCCCUGUUUUGGGUGGAAAUAGUGGCCUUUUGAAUGGGAUGAUUUCAAUGGCAAAGCAAUUGCUUGUGCUAUCUAUAUUCCUUACCACUGCAUCUAUAUUAUCUUGGUCCUUUGUUCCUCACUUCUUGAAGCUAAUGAUACAACUAUCUUCACAGACCAAUGAACUUUAUCAGCUUACUGCUGUAGCAUUCUGUUUAUUAUCUGCUUGGGUAAGUGCAAAACAAUCUUCCUUCAAUGCACCAUAGUAAAUAGUGUAGUAUCUUUUUCUGUUAUCCUGCCAGUUACCUGCUGAUCCAUCAUUUACUAUCUGCUUUCAGUGCUGUAGUUUUUUUGACUUACUUUCUAAGAGCAAUGUAAACCAAUAUUCUCAUUUGUUUUGAAGAUCACCUGGUAUUGUGGGCAAGAAAAAUAUUUCCAAGGAGCAAAACAAGUAUAAAAAAGAAGUUGUUUUUGCCCAAGAAUAGCCAAUGCUACUUGACUGUAAUAUAAACAAUAGUCUUUGUCUAAAGAAGCUUUGCUUUGUCCACCAAAAGGAUUUUGUACUGCCCUAGAGACAAAACCAAUUAGUAUUAAUGAACUCCCUGCACGAACAGGACCCCUCCAUUAA